Molecule: messenger RNA, 4358 nt
Organism: Limulus polyphemus (Atlantic horseshoe crab)
Lineage: Eukaryota; Metazoa; Arthropoda; Merostomata; Xiphosura; Limulidae
Product: inversin-like
Exons: 15
Coding region: 133-2316 (727 amino acids)
Molecular function (GO): protein binding
Source: RefSeq, a predicted model, not a curated record
UGUUUGUUUGUUACUUUUUGGCACGUAAAUUUAUCGAAGAAGUAGUUGCAGUUUACUUCGUUAUUUGAUAUUUAUACUGACCGAUUUUAGCAUUUAUAAAUUGUAAUUAAAAUUCAAUGAUUGUCUCAAGAAAUGAACUUUUUGUCAAAUGAAAUCUCACCUCUGCAUGAAACUGCUCUCAGUGCUAAUAAAACUUCCAUGAAGAAGUUUCUAGAAACAGCUCCUGCAGUGGCCUUAGAGCAUAAAGAUGACUUUGGAAGAACGCCUCUUAUAUACAGCAUCUUGCAGAACAACCUCAGCUGUGCUAGUUUACUUCUUAAAGAAGGGGCACGAGUAGACAACAGUGAUAAUGUUGGCCAAACCCCUCUCCACUGGGCCUGUCAUGAGGGACUUCCACGGUUUGUGAGAGUUCUGUUAGACAGUGGUGCACGAUGGGAUCAGAAGGAUGUGGAUGGUGUGACACCUCUUCAUUUAGCAGCAGCUCAUCCAUUACCUCAAUGUUUGGCAUUAAUUUUACAGAAGCUUCAAACAGUUCAGGUUGAUAUGCAAGAUGGCCAAAAGGGAGCUAAUGUUCUGUUGCCAGACAUUGAUGGAAAAACCCCUUUACACUUGGCAGCUAGCCAGAAGAAUCACUCUGCUGUUGAAUGUGUUAAAAUGCUUUUGGAGGAAUCCCCAGGGGUAAUUGAUUGGCAGGACUAUGAAGGAAGAAGUGCUCUUCACCUAGCUGUGGCUAAAAGCACCACGGAAGUAGUUGAUAUACUGACAUCUCGGGACAGGUGUCACAUUAAUCAGUUAGACAACAUGUUUCGAACUCCUCUCCAUUGGGCUGCCGUUUUAGGGCUAGCAGACAAAGCAGCAUUACUUUUAGACAGAGGAGCAGAUCACACAAGUACUGACGGAAAAGGUGCCACACCUCUUCACUAUUCUGCCCAAGGAAAUCAUGCUGAAACUGUGGCAGUUUUUCUGGCUCGUAAAUACUGCUGUAUGCCAGACAAGCCUGAUUCCAUUGGACUUAGUGCUUUAAUAUGGGGAGCUGCCAAAGGAGCUGAUUCUGUGAUUCAAACAAUGCAUGACUUUAGGUUUGAUGUUUCAGUCCCAGACAAGAAUGGAAACACAGCUCUUCAUGCUGCUGCCAGUCAAGGACACUCUACUACAAUUGCUUUGCUGCUACAACUUGGAUCACCAUUAGAAGCUGUAAACAGGGAGAAAAAGACCCCACUUUUAUGGGCAUGUGAAAUGGGUCGAACUAAAGCAGUUCUGCUGCUUCUGGACAGUGGAGCUAGCCUUGCUGUCUCUGAUGUUCAGGGAAGAACCCCUCUGCACUGGUCAGCUUUAGGUGGGCACUCAUACUUGUGUCAACUUCUAGUACAGCAUGGAUGUGAUCCAGAUGCUGAAGAUUACUAUGGGAGAUGUGCUCUUCAUUAUGCCAGUUACAAGGGCUACCUCAACUGUUUGUCUGUUUUGCUGGAAAUCCAGGCUGACCCUAAUCAUAUAGAUAAUGAAGGAAAGACUCCUUUGCAUUGGGCCUGUACAAAAGGAAAUUUGGAAAUGGUUGAGUUACUAUGUAAUCAUGGUGCUAAUGUUAAUUUUAUGUCAAGACUUGAAGACAGAUGUACCCCUCUUGACUGUGCCUCAAACAAUGGACAUAUUGAUCUUGUACAGUACCUUCGUGAAAGGAAUGGCGCAUCAGCUGCUGAAGUAUUAGAGGUCGCUGCUGUAAGGAUUCAGGCAGCAUAUAGAGGACACAGAACCAGAACAUUCCUUCAUUUAUUCCACAUAAAAGCAGGACAAAAUAUUAAAACUAGUCGAUCCCACAUACUAAGUGCCAAAAGUUAUUUCAUGAAAGCCACAGAAGAUGAACAGUACCAACGCACAGAGCCUCAUAGUGAAGUCAGCUGUAGUCAAGACACUGUUAAAAACUGUAAAACAGUCCGAAGACCUGCUUCCUUUGACUGUUCUUGGCACAGAAUCAGUUUUCUUGAAAGCCAGCAAAAUUCCAGUAAUUUUAACAGUAUCUUUAGUUCUGCUUUAAAACAGGAUAAAAAAUCAACCAAUUCCAGUUCUCAAGUUAUAAAUGAAUAUAAAAAUGCAUUUGUUAGCAAAAUUCCUGUUGCCAAGUGGAGAAUCCAUAGCAAUUAUGAACAAAGUACAGCUCAAGGUUAUGGACUACCAUUUAUUUUAAACACAGAUUUUUUGAGUUUAUUCAAAAGUCACCUAGGUAAUGUGGAACAAGAAAUUAGUGCAACCUGUUCUGUCCCUUCAUGUGUAUUUGAACAAAUUGUUACUGAACUAAAGUUGUUAAAAGAUUCAUUGUGAUUUAUUUUUAAUACUCAAGCAUGGAUACAACCCCAAGAUUGAACAUACAAAACUAUUUUAUCGUAUGAAAAUCUUUUAAUGAUACACUGUAGAUUUUCUAAGUAUAUUUGCUGUAUAAACUCAACAUAGUAAUUAUAUAUAUUUUGUAUUGUGUAAAACAUUAGUUUUAGCUAAUUUUAUCCAAACUUCUUGACAUUUAUUGGAUGUUUUAAAACAGUUUAUUCUACCCCACAGUAGUAUAUACUUUUAUUUUAGGCUGAUUUUCAUAUAUUAUUUUUCAAUGUUUUUAAUUGAAGUCAUUUCUAGAUACCAGUUCUAGUCAAAUCAUCAUGUUAGAUGUGCCAAUUUUCUGUUGUUUUUUAAACCAAAAACUAUGCCUAUAUAAUUUUUUUUUUACAAAAAUGAUGUGGUGUUUUAAACAUUUAAAUUAAAAUAACUUUUUCAAUAAGAUGAAUAUAAAAUUUGUGUUGUUUCUUUUUUAGCAAAUAAUGGCAUUGAACAGAAUAUACUGUAAGAAUAAAUGUUUUUAUACGUCAAAUUUGUUUGUCUGACAACUUUUUUUUUUCAUAAAUUGUGGGUUUAAGAGUAAUUUCUAGUAGUUGAACUAGUAUUCUUCUUCAGUUUCUUGUUAUAUCAAUAUCAACUUAAUUUAGCUUGUUUUUCUCAACUUACUGUAAAUAUUUACAUUAUAACCUAGAAAAUUCUUUUAUUUCAAUUAAAUUAAUAUAGUGAGUUUGAUAGUCACAAUCUUCUUCUACUUACUACAUAGUUAAAUAAUGUUUAUGAGAACAAUAUAGAAUAACAACUAAAAGGGUUUGCUCCUUUAAAUAUCAACCAACCUUUGCAAAAUUUAAAAUACAUUUCUUUGAUAUUGUAGCUAGGUUGUACAUUAAUUUUAUACUUUUCUUGUUUUCCCAUAAUGUUAAGUAGAAUUCUUUAAAUUUAAUAAUAUUUUGUCAGAGCAGUGUAUGCAUAAAAAAAGAUCCAAAGCAACAUUUCCCAAACUUUUCUCAUCCACGCCUCCUUUGAAUAAAUAUGGUGUCUUGCACGCCUCCCCCUCUUUUUUUUGUUUCAAAUGAGUGAAACUGUGAAGUGACAAGAUAUAAUACAUGAAUACACGUUAAAAUUAUAUAUGUGUUGUAGUAAUUACUUAUUAUUUUCAUUAAUAAAAAAAAAAUGUAUUAAAAUGCUUAAUUUUGCAUUAUUGUACUAUUGGCUCUACCUUCCAAGAGAUCAUUUGUGUCCCCUUGAAUGGUGUGUCACACAUUAAAAUGCUUAAUUUUGCAUUAUUGUACUAUUGGCUCUACCUUCCAAGAGAUCAUUUGUGUCCCCUUGAAUGGUGUGUCACACAUUAAAAUGCUUAAUUUUGCAUUAUUACAUUAUUGGCUCUACCUUCCAAGAGAUCAUUUGUGUCCCCUUGAAUGGUUUGUCACACAUUUUGGGAAAUGCUGGUCUAAAGAGUUGAAAGUGGAAAAUGAAACUUGAUGCUCUUAGAUUUUCAUAUUAAUUGAGUUUGAAAGUGAUUUGCUAUAUUUAGAAAAAGGUAAAGGCAAGCUACGUAAGCUAUAUAGUUAAGGAUUGAGUUCUAGGCUGUAUUUAUUUUGUAAUCUCAUAAUUUCUCAGUUUUUAUCCUGCUGGUGUUUUAUUAGUCAUAUUUUUAAAUGUGUUACUGUUAUUAAUGGUACUACCUUUAUUUAAGUGUUUACAUAUCAUUCUUUAUAUUUCAGAACCUUUCUUCAUUCAUGGUCAUUUUGUUAACAGUGAAAGAAGGCAUGUUGUUGCCUUAUUUUGGUUGUUCAUUUUAUAUAUGCAUUUAAGAAUGCAACAAAUAGCAAAUAAAACUGGACAAAUUAAUUGUAAAAUAUUAUAUAUAGAGAAUUCAACUAAGAUAUUUUGUCUUUCCAUAAACGUGCUUUGUUUCUAUUGGCCUUUUCUUUAUGGGCCUUAGUCAUAUAAUUAAAAUGACGUUUUCUAGAAGUUUGUUUUAUGAUGAUAAAUACAUGUGAAAGUUUUUGUUAUGGUUUUAUUAAAUUGUUUGUAUA